Molecule: messenger RNA, 627 nt
Organism: Meloidogyne enterolobii
Lineage: Eukaryota; Metazoa; Nematoda; Chromadorea; Rhabditida; Meloidogynidae
Source: the annotation of a GenBank genome assembly
AUGUCAAAGAAAGCCGCCGCGGAGAUUCCCGAAUCGUUAGAUGAUAUUAACCUACGGAUAAAUAACACUGCCGAUGAAUCUUUGGAAAGUACUCGUCGAAUGUUGGCAUAUUGUGAAGAAAGCAAAGAAGCAGGAAUUAAAACUCUUGUUAUGUUGGAUGAUCAAGGAGAACAAUUGGAACGUGUGGAACAAAAUUUGGAUACAAUUAAUCAAGAUAUGAAAGAAGCUGAGGAGCAUUUAAAAGGAAUGGAAAAAUGUUGCGGUCUUUGUGUUCUUCCUUGGGAAAUGAUUUUGAAAAGAAUUCGGAAUAUGCAAAGACUUGGAAGAAGGACGAUGAUGGUGGGGGUAAUUAGUGAUCAACCACGUAUAACUGUUGGCGAUGCAGGAAUGGGGCCACAGGGAGGAUAUAUUACGAGAAUUACAAAUGAUGCACGUGAGGAUGAGAUGGAUGAAAAUAUUCAACAAGUUUCUACUAUGGUUGGAAAUUUGCGUAAUAUGGCAAUUGAUAUGUCCACUGAAGUUUCUAACCAAAACCGUCAAUUGUCUCGAAUUCAAGAAAAGGCUUUGUCCAACGAAAGCCGCGUCGAUUCUGCUAACAAGCGCACUUCUAAACUCAUAACAAAAUGA